AUGAGCGUGACAACGCCGGUUAAGAAGAUAAGAAAGAAAUCUGACAAUAAGCCACAAUCGCAAAUAAACAAGUGUCACAACGAAAAAAAGCGGCGGGAGUUGGAAAACGAGACCAUAAAUCAGCUCGAAGAGCUUUUGGGGACUUGUCUAGCUGAGGUAAAGCAGCCAGACAAAAACGGCAUUGUUCGAGAGGCCACUCGUCGAAUCCAGGAUAUUCUGAAACGGCGGCGCGACUGUCCCGGCGAAUGUCCCCUGCGUUUAGUUCAAUGCUUCUCGCCGGUACAAGCUGGGGAAGUCAGCUCCACACAACCACAGCCACCGACCGCUGGUUUCCAGUUUUCUGCGCUCACUUCACUCAUUGAGGCCCUCAAACAUUACACAAGUAGUCUGGGCUGGGUUCUGUUGGAAAUAAAUUCCAAAGGUGAAAUUGAGUGUGUAACAGAAAACAUAAAAGACCUCAUUCUUGUCGAUAGAACAGAGCUGUACAAGAAAUCAAUCUUUUCAUUUUUGCAUACCAGUGAUCACGCAAAAUUGAAACCUAUAAUAAGGAAUGCGCAAGCUUUUUCCUGGAGCUCAGGGGACAUCGAUAAGUUUCAGGCCGUACAAGUUCGUCUGCUUAUCAAGAAUCCUAAUGGUAGUGACGGUGCUGGGCUGGUGGAUGCUGUGAUCCACGCUGCGCCGGUACGCGGCUCGUCCUCUGAGGAGGCCGGCUCCGUCAUGUGCGUCAUCCGGCGCUGCGAGGACGCGUCGGCCGCACUUCUUCCAGUCGACGGCGGCCCGCCCGCCAUCACUUCCAAACACUCCGAAAACAUUGUCUUCAGAUUAGACUGCAACUAUACUAUUUUAUCUUGCGAUUUAAGUGGAGUGGAAAACUGUUUAAACUCUCCCGUGUCUCUUGUGGGUACUUGUUAUUUGGAACUUGUUGAAAAUUGUGAUCGUAUUCGUAUAGCUGCACAUUUGCAAGAGGCCGUGUGUCGCCCUGGCCCACCAGUAGUGAGUGAGUCUUUUAGAUUACGUAUCGCGGCCAACAAGCCUUGGUUUAGAGUCAGUGCUCAAUCGCGUCUUUUUGCGGCAAAGCCUGGAGAACCCGACUUUAUUAUGUCGACGCAUACGAUCCUCGGUGACGACGAAGUUGACCUCCUAGAAGUUCCUGGAACGCGACCGACCGUCGGUGGCCCUCUGAUGACAUCCGUUGCUAACGGGGAAUCUUCCGGCUGUGAAAUCCGCGAAGACUCGAAAGAGCACAAAGAGGGAACGAUUGAAGAUCCAGGUACUCCAUUGACACCACGUACGCCCUCGGUAUCCAACGAAGGGUCACAUUCGUCAGCACCAGCCGAGGAGCCCAAUCGUCUGCGCUCGUUACUCAGUAAGAAGACCGUCAGUGUAUCCGACGCCGUGACAAAUUCGAACAAUCGUAUCCUGAAGGACCUGUUAAAUCAAGACGACGAGGAGGCGACGAGCAGCGAGACGUCGGCACCGCACACGCCGCACACGCCUCACACGCCGCACACGCCGCACACCCCGCACACGCCAGGCGCCGCGCUGUCGCCGCUGCACACGGCGCAGGCGCACGCGCGACCGCCGCCGCUGCAGGCGCAUGCCACGCACGCCACACACACUACGCACGCCUCGCACGUGCAGCUCACGUCGCACACAUCGCACACGUCGCACGCCCAGCAUCCCCAGCACCAGACUACGUCCCACAACAUGCAGCAAACGCAUCAUAAUAAUUCGGAGGUAUUACUAAGGAUACUAAACGAAAAAUCUGAUGAAGAUAAUGAAGAAAAUAGAAGAAAUGCUUCCGAUAGCACUCGUGGUACUUCGCAACCAAGUGCAUUGCUCUCUCAGUUGCUUUCUCCCAGCAAUGGGCCUUCCGGCAAUGGUCGCUCUCAGGAUGCCAGUGAUAACUACCUCGAAAGGAUUGGUAUAAAGCGAAAGUAUGAGGAAAGUAAGACACAUAAUACUAAUGUGAAAAGAGCUACACCUGAAAAUCAACAGGUCACUUCUAGUGCUGUGCCAGUAGCAUCUUCGGCUCCUUCGUCGACGGCUGCUAGUCCCGCCACCAGUAGUAGUAAUAUGCGUCCACUUCGUCAGAAGAAUCAAAUACUAGUAGCACUUCUAGAGCAAGCCACGCCCUUCCCUACACCAAAUCUUCGUGGCUACGAACCGGUGCCUCGCCCUAGGUUACCGCAAAUACAGCAGCAUCAUCAUUCCACAUUAUCAAACAUGCUGACACCACAUAGUCGAGCCAGUAACGUGAAUGGCGGCGGGGCGGGUCCGACGGCGACGAGCGCCGCGGGCGCGGUGGGCGGCGCGGCGAGCGUGGCGUGCUCCAGCGCCAGCCUGAGCGCGCCCAGCCACCUGCAGAUGGUCCUGCAGAGCAGCGCGCGCGCCGCCUACCCGCACUCGCCCGCGCCCGCGCACUACGCCAACACGCCGCCGCACCACUUAUACAACACUCAACCUACGAAUGACAAUUCUCGAAGUCAAGGCAGUUCCGGUGGUGGAGGCGACAGUGAUGCACCCAGUGAUUUGAUGCUUUCCUACAUAUUGGACGAGGUUAUCGAAAAUAUGCCCUAUGCGGAAAGACCUGCACCAGAUGUCAAUGUUCUCAUGAAUUUAGAGAAUCGGCAGCUAAGAUCAGACUUCGCGGGUAUGAAAGAAAAGAAUGCGGUCAUAAAUGCUAUUACACAAAGUCUCAUGCAAUGUGAAACUGCGUCUAAAAAUCCAGUCUCCUCAAGUCCUGGUGCCCCUCCAGUGUAUCCUGUACAAAGUCCGGGAUCAUGUAACAUGGGAAGUGGGAGCAGUUCAAUGUAUGGCAUGGCACCGCGUGGCGAGGACUCGCGUUCACUGGUAGAGCAACACCGCGCUCGUCUUCUGCAAUUACAGCGUUCCCAACAGAUGCUUGUCUCUCCUGAGGCCGCAGAGCAGCCUCAGGCUGAUUUGGGUUCCACAAUAAAUGCACUCGUGUCUGCCACGCCUCCAAACGUAGCCCUCACGCGGACUGAUUUUCAUCAUUUAUAUCACCAGACUAAUCAAAUGGGUUCAAAUUAUGGUACAAAUAAAAUCACAACUCCUCAACAGAACCCAAUGCUCAGUCGACAGCUGUGUAAUGCUGGCGCCGGGUCGGGAGGGGGCGCGGGCGGGUACGCGCACGCGGCGGCGGCGGCGGCGGCGGCGCUGCACACGCCGGUGUCGCACCAGCCCUACCACCGCGCGCCGCGCCCGCACCUCGUGGGCGGCUACUAUGAGGAGAGAGAGGCGAGCGCCAGCGGCUACUGCGGGGAAUACGGGCGGCGGGCGCACGGCGCGCAGCAGCCGCACCCCCCGCACCCGGUUCACCCGCCGCACACCCCGCAUCCGCCGCACCCGGCGGCGCACGACCAACCGAUGUCUUGUGGGGGUUCUGGCGGCGUGUCAGGCGGCGUGGGGGCGGCGGGCGCGGCGUGCGCGGCCGGCGGCACGUCGGAGUACGUGCGCAACGAGCUACGCGCUGUGGUGGGCGCCCGCGCGGCGCGCCCCGACCUGCACGCGCCGCUGCACGCGCCCGACCUCGACCCGCUGCUCACCUUCGACAUGCCCGCGCCCGGUGGCGGCAGUGUGGUGGGGGGCCGAGCGUCUGCUGCGCCGACAAACUCGUGGGAGUCGCAACAGAGCACACCGAGUACUACGGAGGCGGGCUCGGCGGCGGGCGGUGAUGAGGCGGCGAGCGCGGCGGGUGGGGCGGGCGGGGCGGGCGGGGCGGCGCGGGCGCGGCCGCUAGGGCGUCGCUGCUGCAGAAGCUGCUGUCGCAGUGACGCGCGCCGGCCCCUCGCCCCGAGCGCUCCCCGCACCACACCUAGGACUCGUCGGUCUCGGCUACGCAUCACGUGGUACCUCAGCGGCUGUUAA
Molecule: messenger RNA, 3891 nt
Organism: Parnassius apollo (apollo)
Lineage: Eukaryota; Metazoa; Arthropoda; Insecta; Lepidoptera; Papilionidae
Source: the annotation of a GenBank genome assembly